This is a messenger RNA of Zeugodacus cucurbitae (melon fly), 2248 nucleotides long. RefSeq names its product glutactin. Bases 135 to 2129 code for a protein of 664 amino acids. NCBI's taxonomy places the organism in Eukaryota, Metazoa, Arthropoda, Insecta, Diptera, Tephritidae. The transcript is spliced from 6 exons. The record is from RefSeq and is a predicted model, not a curated record.
AAAGUGAAGAAUUUAGACAAAACUGGGGCUCUGAAUGCAGAAUCGAUGAAAGAAAGAAAGCGACAUUUUUCCAUUUUAAUUUAAUAUUGUUUCGAAAAUUUCAUCAGUUGGUCAAACGGUGUUCGUGCAUUAACAUGGCGAAAUUUCAACGUAUCUUUUACACAUUAUUGGUGAUAUUGGUGCUAUUGGCACUGUGUGUUGAGGGGCAGCGGCAACAAAAGCUCGGAGGUAAGCGUCGAAAAGAACAAGAAGACAGACAGAAGUCCGGCCAUGUACAAAAACCAAUGCGUCAAACAAUCAGGGAACGACCGGAAAAUACUCAAAAGCUUCGUUACAUAACUAAGGAUAUUCCCAAUUUGGGACGCGUUCGUGGUCGUACAUUCAAAACUGUAUGGGCGGGGAAAUCGAUACUGCAAUUUCUGGACAUCCCCUAUGCCAAAUCACCAGUUGGCGCAUUGCGCUUUAAGCCUCCAGUGCCUGCCGAACCUUGGGAGGGCACACUGAAUGCGCACGUAGCUCAUGUUGGUUGUCCUUCACUCCAGGAAUUGCACAAUAUCAAGCGUUGGAGGAAGGAGAAAAUUGACUUUGAAGACUGUCUGCGUUUAACUAUCAAUACGAAAAAUUUCACUGACAAUGCACCCGUUAUGGUCUAUAUUCACGGCGACUUUCUUUAUGAAGGUAGCAGUACAGAGGCCACUCCUGGAUAUUUAUUAGAAGAAAAUGUCGUGUUGGUCUCCGUGCGCUAUCGCUUAGGUCCUUUUGGUUUUUUGUCAACGCUGACGGAUGAAAUACCCGGAAAUGCCGCUGUACAAGACGUUAUCUUGGCGCUAAAAUGGAUUCAAGAGCACAUUUCAGCCUUUGGUGGUGAUCCAAAACGCGUUACACUUUUUGGACAAGUCGGUGGAUCCGCCUUGAUCAAUGUAUUAACUAUGAGUCCGGCAGUUCCAGAUGGUCUAUUUCAUCGUGUUAUUUACCAAUCCGGUACUGCAUUAUCACCCGCUUUCAUCACCGAUAAUCCACUGCCAGCAACUAAAGACAUUGCGAAAUACGCAGGCUGCAAGAAUCUCAAGAAAGUAGAAGCGCUCAAUAAGUGUUUGCGAAAAAUGAACACCACCACUCUAUUGAAUGCAUUCAGUGCACAUGGCGACGCCAAUGCUCAAUUGGGUGUCGGCAAUUAUGGAGGCGUGCAAUUUGUAGUCGGCGGCCCAUCGGGAAUUCUACCAAAACACCCGGGAGAACUAUUAGCGUCUGAAGAUUUCAAAGCAUAUCCUACACUCGGUGGUAGCGUUAAAAAUGGCGGCACAUUUAUGCUUAAAGAUAUUUAUAUUGAUAACUUCAAUGAGACCAUAAUUGAUGAUCAACUUGAUGGCAUGGGCUACAUUGAUCACAUCAUAGCGCAGACUAAUGGCCCUGAUCCUACAGGUGUUUGGAGAAAAUUCGCACAAGGUGUGGUUUUCUCAGCCGAAGAUAUUAAGAAUGGAUCCUUUUAUAAACUCGUGCCAGGGCUGAUCGAUAUGUGCAGUACCAUACCGUUUAAGAAUCCCGUUUUAUUGGCCUUAAAAGCGAAUGCAAAGAAACUACCGAACAGUACCUAUCUGUACACAUUCGAUUAUGAAGGCGAACUUAACCGUUAUUCGGUCAGUGAAGAUGUGGAUGGUUCAGCGCCUUUUGCACUUGGCGUCUCAUUAACCGAUGAAAAUUUGUAUCUUUUCCCCUGGCCAAGGCAUAAUUCCUUAAAUCUAAAUCGCGACAUUAAGGUUGCCAAACGUAUGGUGGCAUUAUGGACGUCAUUCGCGACAAAUGGCGUACCAACAGCACCGCAUACACCGACAUGGCCGGCAAUGACCGAAGAAACUGGUCCGUACUUGAAAAUUGGUCGUCUUGUAACUGUUGGCAAAAACUACAUCGAUGAAUAUAACAUUGCUGUAAAGGAGACUCGGCAGGGAUACAAUUUGGUUAACGACGAAUUCUUCGGUAGUUUGGUCGAAAUAACUGAUGCUGAAGCGGCAGAAAGCAACAAGGAAGAUGAAGGCGACGAUAAUGAGGAUGAUGACGAUAAUGGUAGAAAUUUAAAUUUUGUAUUUUUAACGAAGAAUGGUGGGCGUAUAGGAUUAAAUAAUUACAAUUAAAUCUGAUUGGUGUGUUAAUAAUAAGAUCAUUUAUAUAUUUACUUAUACAUUAUUUUUUUGUUUGACUUAUUUAAUUAAUUAAUUUAUUAUUGUUAAAAGUUGAAUAAAAAUCCAUGGAA